GGCUGAGGGCGGCGGCGGCUCUGCCCGGGGUGGGGGGGGAGCUCCGGUGCCGCCGGGUCCCUCCGGCGAUGGCGGGGCGGGCCUAGAGGGGCCGGUGGUGUUCUGCUCCCCCUCAGCCGGCCCUCCCCUCGGGCGAGGGGGUCCCGGAGCGGUGCUGCCGCUCGCCUUCCCCUGUGCCAGGGUGGGCCGCCGUAGGCCCGGGCGGCCCCUCUCGGUGACAUGUCCGUGACUGAAAGUCCCGGCCUGGCUUUGCAGUACUUUGCUCUGGUGACUUCCCUCUCCUCGCAGUGCCCCGGGCCGCGGCUGCAGGGGAGGGGCUGCUCGCGAGUGGAGGGUACGACAUGGUUUGGAGUCCUUCCGGGCAAAGGUGCUCACAAUCAUGAGUAAUUUCAGAUCUAUGGCAACCUCUCCCCUGCGUUAAAGGGAUUGUUCAUUAAGUCAUGUAUUCUGUAACUCCCAAGUGUCUGCUGCCAUCCUUCAGGUAAUUCACCCCAGUGCUGUAUCAGGAAAUGGACUGGGACCAGUUUGACUUGAACCCUAAAGUAAUUGCUGCCCUUAAGAAAGCUGACAUAAAAUCAAUAAAAGAUAUUUUAAAUCUUUCGGGAGCAGACUUGCAAAGACUGACGAAACUAUCCAGUGCAGAUAUCCAGUGCUUACUGAAAACAGUCUCUCACACACUGAGGAGAAAUAGUAUGCUUACAGCGCUUCAGCUCUACCGAGAUAAAGACCACCUCACGUCCCAACACCAGAAGCUAAGCCUAGGAUGUUCAGUACUAGAUACCUUGUUAAAAGGUGGCAUUCCUUUAGUGGGAAUCACAGAACUUGCUGGGGAAAGUUCUGCUGGGAAGACUCAGAUUAGUUUACAACUCUGCCUUUGUGUGCAGUAUCCUUACAAAUAUGGUGGAUUAGAGUCUGGAGCUGUCUACAUUUGUACAGAAGAUGUAUUCCCAAGUAAACGUUUGCAACAACUCAUAGAUCAGCAGCAUAAGCUGCGUGCAGAUGUUCCAGCUGAAAUCAUACAGAAGAUCAAAUUUGGAAACAGUAUUUUUGUUGAGCAUGCAGCAGACCUAGAUACCUUUCACAACUGCAUUACUAAAAGGAUUUCCCUGCUGCUCACGAGAGGCAUGGCGCGGUUGGUGGUCGUAGACUCCAUUGCUGCUUUGUUUCGAUGCGAAUUUGGAGUUUCAGAUUCUGUUACGAAGGCUCGGUAUUUGCAGACGUUUGGAGCACAGCUUCACAGUUUAAGCACUAGAUUCAGUACUCCAAUAAUGUGCAUUAAUCAGGUGACCGACACAGUGAGUGAGUCAGAAGCUGCUCAGGGCGGUUGCAGCGUAGCGGAUAACAGAGUCUCUCCAGCACUUGGAAUAACCUGGACAAACCAACUGUUAAUGAGACUGAUGGUCAGCCGAGUAUCACGACCUGAACAAUCAUCUGGAGCUGCAUCACACCCCACUGGAAGCGUGAGGACUUUAAGAGUAGUUUUUGCUCCUCAUCUCCCUCCAUCCUCUUGCUACUAUACAGUAAAAUUGGAAGGUGUAAAAGGAAUAAAAUAAAUCCUUUGCACAGUAAGGCAUCCUGCUCCAGAAGUGUAUGAAAACUACUUUGCUUCAGGAAGAAUUACUAGUAAAAAUUAAAUUCUUCCUAGAUGAGAGAAACGGAUGCUGAAAUACGUAAGUGGUGAUAUGACUAUGUUAAGCCAUUGUGAAAUGUCUACAUUGUGCAAGAAGAUCUCUUUAUACUUGGACAGAUGUUCAUCAGCUUUUCCUCACAAGAUAAGUAUUCUGAAGGAGAGGGAAGCUGUGGACAGGUGGAGGGUGCACAGUGAAGUUGAUGUGACAAUCCCUAUGUAAGGAGACCCGAUUUCUAAUUUUGUUUUAAUAGCGUGCUAAUCCAGAACCAGCAAUUACUGCAGUUGUGUGUCUUCUCUGUUUCCAGACCCAAAGGGACUCAAACUCAACCAGUUACUAUUGCCUGCUGGCGUUCCUGGGCCUCAUGCUGCCAUUCUCCCAGCUGUAGGGCCUCAGAAACAACACAAAGCAGCUUUGUCACAAAGCAGCCGCCUUAUGUUAAAGCCACUUGUUAUUAAUAUUAGUAUUUUUUUAAAAUACCAGACAGAUACUCAAUUUUAGCAUCUUACUGUAAGAAUUAAAAUUGUACUGCUUUUGUACUGUAUCUAGCUUCAUAGAACUCCUACAAUUUCUUUGGAAAUUGUUCUUUUCCACUCUUUUUCCUGCUUUCCAGUUCCCUCGUAGCAAAAGCCUCUGUACCUUCUUCCAUUUAAAAAAUACCAAAGCAGGCUGUGAUCCCCUUGUUCGGUUUGCCCGUGGCUGAAGCUGUGCAGCCAGGUGGUUUCAGAGCAAGGCCUCUGUCCGUGUGCUUCCCAACCCCGGUGCAGCUCUGCGUUCUGUUGGCUCCAGCUCCUGUCCCUGCCGCUGGGCUCCUCGCUCAGUUGUGCUUCUGAAGGGCACCUUUAGCAGUUUGCCUCCAUCCAGGUUGCUGACCAUCUGGUUACUUUUCUCAGGUUGGUUGGUGGUUUGGUUUUUUUUUUUACCUGUUUUUCUUUCCAUCUUUGCACUCUUUAUCACAUCUUCUUCUGUUGGCCUCAAGACUGCUGUAACUGCUGCUUUUUCUAGUCGUUGCCAAAUUCCUUGUGAAAGAACACUGGCUGAAGUUACUUGUGCAUGUUUUCCAAAGACCUCGGACCUGAUUUGGCCUGGGGCAGGGGGGUAUGUGUGCACUGUGCGAUGCUCACUUGCAUCACAUCCUUGUUAAGCUUUCAGAUUUCCCCCUUUACUACCUGUUCCCCCAGCCAGGGAAGCUGCCAUGGCUGAGGUUGUUCUUUGCAGCUACAGUGUUCAGUUCUGUCCUUUGGCAAAAGCAGAACCUUUUGUUCUCCAGAGGCUAAACAAUAAAAUCUCUUCCCUAAUUGCAAGUUCUGAGGAGUGACUAUUCCACGACUUGGCAAAAGACAAGCCCGGGCAGAUUCCUUUGUGUUCUUCAGUCUGUGCUGUUAGUGACACAGUCCUCUGCGAGGCCAGAGCAGCCAUCUCUCCUCGGGGAAGGAAGCACGCUGCUGGGUGGCAGGAGGGAAAAGGUUGGUCCGACUGUACAAGGGGGCAGCUGGAACUCUCUGGCAGAAGGUUUCUCAAAGGACAACUGAGUGUGACACAAGGAAGAGCCGGGGGAAGGCAGGCGGGGGGGGGGGACGACUGCUUCAGGGGGAAUUCUGGCAGCAAAGGGGCUGAAAGCAGGCAGGGAUGGACGAGGUGCUGCCGGUGCCUUCUGAGCGCCCCACAGUCCUCAAAGGGGACCUUGUGCAAAUAGCAUCACUGUCUUUAAAUCUCUCUUCUAAAACAUCUUGAUUCUCUGUAUUUGAAAAUGACCGUGCUUUUUUUUUUUUUUUUUGGUAAUAAAAUCCAACCAUGAAGCUUAGACGUCUUUCUGUAUUCAAUCUAAGGGAAAAGUGUGUCCUAGCUCAGAGGCAGGGCUACCUCACUCUUCACAUCUUUCCGUUCCCUGCCUCUUUCCUAACAAUUUUAAUGAAGAUAAACUAAUGCAGCAUAGGUAGCACUGCAUUUAUCCUCCUCCAUUCCUGGGACAGAGACUUUAGCCAGUAUCUUGGCCAUCCUACUGUACUGAUUUAAAAAAAGCCAGAGAUGGAUGUAACUGAUUAACAGGAGUCACCCACCCUUCAGGUACAGAAGAACGAGCCCCAUCAGAGCCCAGGCUCCAAGCCCAGGAGCUUCCCUCACGGUGAACCAGUUUCAGAGGAGUUUGAUGCAUCCUUUAAGGCUCCGUUUGGUGAUGUUUGAUAGCUCCUUUCACAUGACCGCGUGCAGGAACCAGACCUCAGUGUUGAAGUCAGAGAUGGGUCUGGAACCAAAGUCCCAGUUUACUUGACAAGAAGCAGUUUUACCAACAAACCUAAGUAACAUCUUACCUGAGCAAGUCCUCCUGUCCGUGCCCAGGUUGGUCCUUAUUUAAGUCCCCAGCCAGAAGCUUACAGCUGCCAAGAGUACCCUGCAGGAGGGGAGGGGAGGGCUUGCUGCAGGAGGCUUCCUCACUCAUCACACAUGAACCCUGAACCUCUAAAAUGCAGCUGACCCCCACGCUUAGAGCCAGCAGUCAACUACUCCCAGCAGUUGAAUGUUCAGGGGCAGCCUGUGCCCCCUUCUGCAGUUAUUUAUACCCCCAGUCAGAAAUCCGGGAUGUUGCUCAUCUGACAUGAGUAGAGCUUUGGGGGUGCAAACUCUCAAGACUGAACAAAGCCUCUGCCCUCUCUGAAGCCUAGCGGUAAGAGUGUUAAAACAUGUUUAAGUUUCAAUAAAUGCAAUUUAAGAACCUUUA
Molecule: messenger RNA, 4347 nt
Organism: Tyto alba (common barn owl)
Lineage: Eukaryota; Metazoa; Chordata; Aves; Strigiformes; Tytonidae
Gene: XRCC3
Product: X-ray repair cross complementing 3
Exons: 9
Coding region: 510-1553 (347 amino acids)
Biological process (GO): resolution of mitotic recombination intermediates; telomere maintenance via recombination; double-strand break repair via synthesis-dependent strand annealing
Cellular component (GO): Rad51C-XRCC3 complex; replication fork
Molecular function (GO): four-way junction DNA binding; ATP binding; ATP-dependent DNA damage sensor activity
Source: RefSeq, a predicted model, not a curated record